Egretta garzetta (little egret) is the source of this 2481-nucleotide messenger RNA. It is a transcript of the gene P2RX7, whose product is annotated as purinergic receptor P2X 7. The record is from RefSeq and is a predicted model, not a curated record. The coding region runs from base 1 to 1680 and encodes 559 amino acids. Gene Ontology annotation, molecular function: purinergic nucleotide receptor activity; extracellularly ATP-gated monoatomic cation channel activity; ATP binding. Lineage: Eukaryota; Metazoa; Chordata; Aves; Pelecaniformes; Ardeidae. Gene Ontology annotation, biological process: response to ATP; monoatomic cation transmembrane transport. Gene Ontology annotation, cellular component: nuclear inner membrane; plasma membrane. The transcript is spliced from 13 exons.
AUGGGUGUACACGGCUGGCUGGAGUGGCUGACUCAGUACGACUCUCCGAAAUACAUACGUAUUCAGAGUGUUAAAACUGGAUUCGUGAAAUGCAUCUUUUACGCAACCUUCGCUUUGUCUAUUUUUUCUAUAGUCAUCGCUUAUAGACUCUAUCAGGAAACAGAUGAAGUUAACAGCUCAGUACGCACUAGUGUGAAGGGAGUGGCUUACACAAAUGACAGGAUUUGGGAUACAGCGGAAUACACUAUACCAAUGCAGGCAAUAAACUCUUUUUUCGUAAUGACCAACAUCAUUAAGACAGAGAGUCAGACUGAGGAGACGUGCCCUGAGUAUCCCUUCCCCAAAGCUAUCUGCUCUUCAGACAAGUCCUGUGAAAAAGGGAGUGUAGAUAUCCACAGUCAUGGAAUUCAAACAGGAAGAUGUAUGAAUUAUAAUGCAACUGUUAAAACCUGUGAGGUCAGGGCAUGGUGCCCUGUGGAAUCCAUGCAACCACCCCCUGAGCCUGCUGUUCUGAGGAGUUCUGAAGACUUCACUGUGCUAAUAAAGAACAACAUUCACUUCCCAAAAUUUAAUUACACCAUACUAAAUAUGCCACCAAAUUUAAAUACUUCCUGCACAUACAACAAGAUAACUUCCCCGCUCUGUCCAAUUUUCCGUCUGGGAGAUAUCCUUCAGGAAGCAAAAGAGAAUUUUUCUGAAGUGGCAGUAAAGGGAGGAAUCAUUGCCAUUGAGAUUAACUGGGACUGUAACUUGGACAGCUGGUUUUACCACUGCAGACCAAAGUAUGAUUUCCGCCGCCUUGAUGACAAAAAAAUAAAGCCUGGAUUCCAUUUCAGAUAUGCAAGGUACUACAAGCUACCACAUGGAAAGGAGCAGAGAACCCUUUUCAAAGUCUAUGGAAUACGGUUUGACGUCCUUGUCUUUGGCACAGGUAGAAAAUUUAACAGCAUUGAACUCAUUAAAAACAUUGGGUCCAUGAUCUCCUAUUUUGGUUUGGUUGUGACUGCCAUUGAAGUUGCUAUUUAUUUAGGUAAUUACUCCAGAUGCAGCAAAUCACCAUUGUACAAAAUUUACAACGGGAAAAAGUAUGAGACUGUGCUGAAUCCAAGACAGGUAAUGUUUGUGUCCUAUGUUGAUGAGCCACAUGUUACCUUGAUAAAGAAGCCUCUGAAAACAAGCUUGCAGGAUGCUCAAGGCAGUAUUGUUGAGAGCCACCCUGUGAAAUUCUGUGAUGCUGGCAGCUACUGCACCAGUCAGUCUGACGAGAACCGUGAUAAUGAAUACGAGCUGGGACAACCUCUCAGACAAGGGGCCUCUUCCCCACACUGCCAGAAGUGGUGCUGCUGUGGCAAAUGCCAGCCAACACAGGAGUACCAUGAGCAGCUCUGCUGCCGAAGGAAAAACGGGCAGUGCAUCACAACUUCCCAUUGGUUUCAGCAGCUGGUGUUGUCCAAUCACACCCUGCAGAAAGCCCUUCUCUACAAAGAUCCCUUUCUGGACUUGACCAAUUGCAAUAUCAACAACCAGCUGCGUCACCUUGCUUACAAGCAAUACAUUAACUGGCGCUUUGGCUCUUUUGACUUGGAAGAUCGAGCUGUCAUCCCAAGCUGCUGCAGGUGGAAAAUUAGAGAUACUUAUCCCAACGCAGACAAUAACUAUACUGGUUUUAAGAUAGACUGAGGAUGUAGAACAACUUGAGCUUACACUGUGACUCACCGUGGGCAUUUAACCUUUGUUUUCUUUCACAGACCUUUCAAGAAAAAAAAGAGAAGAAAGCGUGCAACUUCCCAAAAUCUUCGGUAGCACAGCUGAAUAUAUAUAUAUAUACUGUAUACUGUCUUUGGAGAGGCACAAGUGCCUCCUGCUCAGCAUUGAGGAACAGAUGCCUUGACCUCAAGUGCUUGCUUCUGCCUGUGCUUCAUUCUGUGAGUCACCCCAUGUGGUUUGGAAAUGUAGGCUCUGGGGUCAAUUCUUAGGGCUACAUUUUAGUGGGAGGUUCCAGGCCUCCUGCCUUCGCACUGGUGCAUGCCAGAGUCCCAGCUGAGUCAGGAGAUGACCAGCACCCUGAAAAUAAGAUGGAGCCAAGAGUCAUCUCAAAGCAUUACCCCUGAAGAAAGGAAGUCUAAAAGAGAUACUGCUUGAAAAUGUGGUCCUGAGCAUUUUCCUCCCCCAGCCUCACCACCUUUCUGCAGCCCUGGAUCAAGAGGCUCUAGAAAGAGGCCACUGACCGUGUAGUUUCAUAACUCACCAUUGAAGGCCUCACGGUCCGUCCUGAUUAAACAGGCUCAUUCUAGAUGAUUUCAGUGACACAGACAAAAGCCCAGCGGCUCUCUUUUUAUUACUCCUUUUAACUUGAACUCAGGAAUUACAAUGAAAAGUACUUUUACCAUCUUUGUGUAGUAUUUUUGGGCAUACUGCUCACUGCAGGGGGGCUGGACUAGAUGACCUCUAAAGGUCCCUUCCAACUCAAAACAUUCUAUG